Molecule: messenger RNA, 3124 nt
Organism: Malania oleifera
Lineage: Eukaryota; Viridiplantae; Streptophyta; Magnoliopsida; Santalales; Ximeniaceae
Exons: 2
Coding region: 342-2753 (803 amino acids)
Cellular component (GO): Ino80 complex
Source: RefSeq, a predicted model, not a curated record
AAGUCUUAACCCCAUAGCCGAUUCUUCUCCCACAUCAAACGAUUCCCAUUCCUCCAUGUCACCGUCUUCUUCCUCCGUUCUCUGAGACAGUACAUGUACACACACUACAGGAAACAAUCGCCUCUCGCUCGCUCUCUCUCUCUCUCUCUCUCUCUCUCUCUCUCUCUCUCGCCGAAUCAAAACCCAUACCGAAGCCUCGCCUUCGUCAGGCUUCAAAAAUGUCGAUUCUUGUCUUCGUUUCUGCUUUUGCUCGAGGCUCUCAGCUUUUCUCAUUUCCUCGCAUUUCAAACGGAUGAACCGUUCGAGUGCUGAGCUGAACUAGUUCGUUUUUCGAUCAGUGCAUGUUGAUGAUGGUAAAGAACAGUGUUAGGGUUUCAAGGUUGAAAGGAGAGGUGCCCCGCGGGUGUAGAGAUAGUAUGUUGGCUGAUAAUGUUGAUCUUCGGAGUGGAUAUCUUCUGCCAAAAUCUUACAGUGGUGAUGUUUACAAUGGUACUGAAGUUAAUUAUGAUGAAGGCAUAGAUGACGAAGUAUUUUUGAUUCAUCAUUUUGAUGGAUUAAGUUUGAGUCCAACUUGGGAUGCUUCCUGUCAACGAAGGUCUCUGGUUGACCCAGAAGAAAUAUGUGGAAUGCGCAAUGGAGGAGGGGCAUUGAAGUAUUUGAAGGUUCCUUUGAAAAAAGAAUGGUUGGGUAGCCAAUUAUCAUCUAUAAAACAUGAGUUUUGUAAGGAUUGUGCUUUAUGUAACAGCUUUCAGGUAAGAGAUGAUAUUGGUGUGGAGAAAACAAUACAUAAAAUGAAUGCACAAAGAGAUGUAGAGGCGGCACAUGCUUUAAUGGAAAUGGCCAAUCAUGGGUCAAAUUUAUGCAAGAAUGAUUUAUAUUUGUGUGGAAAGGAGCAUGAUGUUAAAGGGAUGCUGGACAUUGAGGUAUUGAUAACUGAAGUUAAUGAAGAUGAAGUUUCUUGUAAUAUUCAUUCCCGACUUGCUGCAAAAAAGGCCAAGAAGCAUUCUGGAAAGUUUCAGCAAUCUGUAGUUGAAGAUCAGAUAGAGAGACAUAAUGGUGAAAUGGUACCCUGUUCAUUGUUACAAAAGAAGAGGAAGAGGAAACUUGAGAAUGACUUUUCUUUGCCCUUAUCCAAGCAUGCCAAUUAUAGUGGUGGGGAAGAUGAAGAUCUAUGCGAAAAUAUUGGGCUUCUGCAAGAUCAUGCACUGCCUAACAGAUUGCGUAAAGGAGAGUGGCAGAAUAAUGAAAGUUGUGCAAGCAAUGGCCAUCCACAAUUAGGAGUGCCAUUGGCAAGGAGCAACUGGAUCACAAAGAAGCAGAGAUGGAAAGCAUAUAUGAAAUCUGCCGAAGGGCCAGGCAGAAUUGAUGACCUGCACUCUAGUUUCUACAAUGUGGUUAAUGAAGAUGCCAAAUGCAUGAAGAAUCCAGAGGACUCGCCGAAAGUGGAUAUUGCAACUGGUUCUUUAUCUUGGGGAGCUAGCAAUUUACCAUUUUCAAGGGGUUCAUCCAUUGUUGAGACCGUGGAAAAAAGGGCUAUGAAGAAGCAUCAUUUCACUGUGAUCACUCCCACAAUUCAAUCUGGUUUUUCAUUUUCCAUUAUACAUCUCCUUUCAGCUGUUCGCACAGCGUUGGUUACUACACAUGCAGAAUACGAUGCUUCAGCGCAUAACGAACAUUGGGGGAACAGCAGACAUGGGUUUCAUUCUCAUCACGACAGGGGUAUCAGUGAUGCAAAACAAACAGAACAGAAGAACUUACCCUCACUCACCAUUCAUGAAAUUGUCAGGCGUGUUAGAGAAAAUCCAGGAGAUCCUUGGAUUCUUGAAACUCAAGAGCCGCUUCAAGAUUUAGUCAAAGGAAUUCUGAGGAUAUUUUCUUCCAGAACAGCGCCUUUGGGGGCUAAGGGUUGGACUGCAUUAACAUUCUAUCAAAAAGUUAGCAAAAGCUGGUCUUGGAUUGGUCCACUAAGUUCUUUUGACAUAUCCAAUCAUAAUUGUGUAGGUGAAGAGAUAUCUCCUGAGGCUUGGGGUGUUCCGCGAAGAAUUCUUGUGAAGUUGGUUGAUUCCUUUGCUGACUGGCUGAAAGGUGUUCAAUUGACACUUCAGCAAAUUGGAAGCCUUCCUGCACCACCUGCAACAUUAAUGCAAUCUACUGUGAACGCCAAGGAAAGAUUUAAGGACCUAAGAGGUCAAAAGAGUCUCACUACCAUCAACCCAAGCACCGAGGAAGUAAGGGCAUAUUUUCAGAGAGAAGAAACCAUUAGGUAUCUAGUUCCAGAGAGGACUUUUUCUUAUACGGCGGCUGAUGGAAGAAAAUCAACAGUCGCUCCCCUGAGAAAGUGCAGCGGGAAACCAUCAUCAAAGGCCCGACAUCAUUUUAUGCUUAGACCCAAUCGACCACCGCAUGUCACCAUUCUCUGUCUUGUAAGAGAUGCAGCUGCUAGAUUGCCUGGAGGUAUUGGUACCCGAGCUGAUGUUUGUACUCUCAUAAGAGACUCGAAAUUCAUUGCAGAAGAUGUUUCUGAGACGCAAAUAAACCAAGUUGUUAGCGGAGCCUUGGAUCGUCUUCACUAUGAACUUGAUCCCUGUGUACAGUUUGAUAAAGAUAGACAGUUUUGGGUUUAUUUACAUGGAGGGAGAGAUGAAGACGACUUUGAGUACAAUGGUGCUUCUACAACAAAAAACUGGAAACGUAAACAGAGGAAUGUUGUAGAGCAAUCUGUUCAAGAAAACAGUUACUGUCACUCAUUAUAGGAACUGGAAGAAACACGGGUGCAGUUUGGUUUUUGGAUAUGAUAUGAAUGUUGAAAUCAAUUUUGUUGUUUCUUUACAAGAUGGAAGAACUGCUGAUCAAUAUUUUGAAGCACGUUCCCCUUUGGACAAGGGAUCCUGCAUUAUAGUAGUUACAUAGGUAGGGAAGCCCCUCGUUUUCUUUCCAAGCAUAAAAAAUUGCCUCUGUAUGGAUGCGUUUAGGUGUGUGAAAAUUGAAGAUUUUGAUGGAAAAAUGUUCAGUUGAAAAGGUUAAUAGGGAAAGGUUAGUUGAUUCUUGUAUAUGGCAUUGAUGUCAAAUGUUCAGAGCGAAAAAUUUUUAACAGCUAGUUACGAAAAUUUCUAUAUGGACUUCA